AUGCACCACCACUGCUCGUUAAUCCCCCUCCUCGACUUCCUUCUGCUGCUGCAGUUGCCGCAAUACCGGGCUGAGGUGGCAUCGGGCCGGCUGACGUGGGACCCACGCCAGGCUGACGUGGCAGCCGCCAUGGACGACCUGGUAACACCUGUUCCUCUCCCUCCUCUCCCUCCUCUGCCUCCUCCCCCUCCUCUCCCUCCUCUCCCUCCUCUGCCUCCUCCCCCUCCUCUCCCUUCUCUCCCCCCUCUCCGUCCUCUUUCUCCUCCCUACUCCCACCCACCUUCUUCCCCUCCCAGAUUUGAGUCUUAA
Molecule: messenger RNA, 309 nt
Organism: Closterium sp. Naga37s-1
Lineage: Eukaryota; Viridiplantae; Streptophyta; Zygnematophyceae; Desmidiales; Closteriaceae
Source: the annotation of a GenBank genome assembly